GAUGUGGCUCGUGUAGAGAGUAAAACGUGGAUCAUAACUCCAGACAAGUAUCAAACAGUCUGUCAUACUCCAGCUGGUGUUGAUCCAAUCAUGGGACAUUGGAUGGAUCCGAAACAAUUCGAAACCGAACUCGACUCAAGAUUUCCGGGAUGUAUGAAUGGACGUACGAUGUAUGUUCUUCCAUACUCAAUGGGACCGGUUGGCGGACCAAUCUCGAAGAAUGCCGUUCAGAAUAUCGAAGAGUAA
Anisakis simplex (herring worm) is the source of this 246-nucleotide messenger RNA. NCBI's taxonomy places the organism in Eukaryota, Metazoa, Nematoda, Chromadorea, Rhabditida, Anisakidae. The record is from the annotation of a GenBank genome assembly.